This is a messenger RNA of Budorcas taxicolor (takin), 2125 nucleotides long. It is a transcript of the gene ARC, whose product is annotated as activity regulated cytoskeleton associated protein. Lineage: Eukaryota; Metazoa; Chordata; Mammalia; Artiodactyla; Bovidae. The transcript has 3 exons. Bases 32 to 1222 code for a protein of 396 amino acids. The record is from RefSeq and is a predicted model, not a curated record. Gene Ontology annotation, biological process: positive regulation of AMPA receptor activity; modulation of chemical synaptic transmission. Gene Ontology annotation, molecular function: mRNA binding.
CCGAGCGAGCCCCGCCGCAACCUGCGAGCUGAUGGAGUUGGACCACAGGACGACCGGCGGCCUCCACGCCUACCCCGGGCCCCGCGGCGGGCCGGCCGCCAAGCCCAACGUGAUCUUGCAGAUCGGUAAGUGCCGCGCGGAGAUGCUGGAGCACGUGCGGAGGACCCACCGGCACCUGCUCGCUGAAGUGUCCAAGCAGGUGGAGCGCGAGCUGAAGGGGCUGCACCGGUCCGUGGGCAAGCUGGAGAGCAACCUGGACGGGUACGUGCCCACCGGCGACUCGCAGCGCUGGAAGAAGUCCAUCAAGGCCUGCCUGAGCCGCUGCCAGGAGACCAUCGCCAACCUGGAGCGCUGGGUCAAGCGGGAGAUGCAUGUGUGGCGGGAGGUCUUCUACCGGCUGGAGCGGUGGGCCGACCGCCUGGAGUCCGGGGGCGGCAAGUACCCGGUGGGCAGCGACCCAGCACGCCACACCGUCUCCGUGGGCGUCGGGGGUCCCGAGAGCUACGGCCAGGAGGCGGACAACUAUGAUUACACUGUCAGCCCCUAUGCCAUCACCUCCCCGCCGGCCGCCGGCCAGCUGCCCGGGCAGGAGGAGGUGGAAGCCCAGCAGUACCCGCCCUGGGAGCCGGGGGAGGACGGGCAGCUGAGCCCCGGCGUGGACACGCAGGUCUUUGAGGACCCGCGGGAGUUCCUCAGCCACCUGGAGGACUACCUGCGCCAGGUGGGCGGCUCCGAGGAGUACUGGCUGUCUCAGAUCCAGAACCACAUGAACGGGCCGGCCAAGAAAUGGUGGGAGUACAAGCAGGGCUCGGUGAAGAACUGGGUGGAGUUCAAGAAGGAGUUUCUGCAGUACAGCGAGGGCACGCUGUCCCGGGAGGCCAUCCAGCGGGAGCUGGACCUGCCGCAGAAGCAGGGCGAGCCGCUGGACCAGUUCCUGUGGCGCAAGCGGGACCUGUACCAGACGCUGUAUGUGGACGCUGAAGAAGAGGAGAUCAUCCAGUACGUGGUGGGCACCCUGCAGCCCAAGCUCAAGCGUUUCCUAAGGCCCCCGCUGCCCAAGACCCUGGAGCAGCUCAUCCAGAAGGGCAUGGAGGUGCAGGACGGCCUGGAGCGGGCGGCCGAGCCCGCCGGCCCCCACCCGCCCACUGAGGAAGAGGCCGAGGCCCUCACACCCGCCCUCACCAACGAGUCCGUAGCCAGCGACCGGACUCAGCCCGAGUAGAGGGUGCCAGGCCCCGCCUGCCCGCCCGUGGCCCUCGCCCACCAGGACUUUGGAGUGGGCCCGCCCCUGCAGGGGAGCCCUUAGUCUCCUCGUGCAGCUGAACACUCACCUCAGCCUCCUAGCCUGACUCCAACAGACACACGUGACCCAGAUGCGGGCAGUGUCCCCCAGACAGCCAAGGGACUCCCCUUCCUCACAGACCCAGCCUUCACCCUCCCUGCGUCUGUCUUCCCCAGUGGUGGACUGGCCUGAGUCAGCAAUCCCUCCCUCCAUGCUCUCAGGCCAUGACAGUUUCCUCAUCCUGCUCAAUGCCUGGGCCCUCUGGGCACUCAGAAACUCAGUGUCCAGAUGGCACGGGCCGGCGUGCACCCAACUCAAGGAACACCCCAGAGCAGAAGCUCGGGGGCCACCAGUGUCCCCGGAGCCUGGGCUUCAGGGAAGCUACUUCUCCUGGCAGUCGCCGUGACCGGCUGGCACCCCUGCUGCCUCCCGGGGCAGCUGGCCAGCCUCGGGCAGUGUGGCUCCCUCCCCCUGGAGGAGAGCCCAAGCUCAAGACACAGCAGCAGCCGCAGCCGCAGUGGCAGCAACAGACCUGGCGACCCAUGCCUCCUGGCCCCUCAGCACCAGUGACUCACGCCAGCCUGGAGAGGGACAGAGCCCCGUGCAAUGACUCACCCAUGGCAGGCGGCAGGUCCCCUGGGGCCCGAGUCCUCCAGCCCGGCUGAGGCAGCAGCCGGCCUCUGGAGCCAGGAGAGUGACGACAGGUCUCCAGGCUCCCGCGGAGCCUUUGCUGCUGUGCCCGGCACUGUCCCUUCUCCUCUCCCCCUACAAGCUGCCUGCACGAGAGGAGAAGCUGAAACCAGAGGAGGGGGCCCAGCAGAGAGCUGGUGGUGAAGAGGGGCC